CGACGCGCUACCCACUGCCCUGCGGCCGCAGCUGUCUCGCCGACGUCAGUCCAGAAAGCCCACCACCCAUGCGGAGGUCCUGCGUGGCAGCCCGGACCUCCCACAUGUUAGGGCCCUCCCCACUUGGCUGCCACAUCUCCCAGUCCUCCACCAAAGGGUUCCACUUCCACCCCCCCUCCAUGUGGCCGCUGUACUGGACGACCUUGGCAUGGUAGGGCACGAAGGGGAGGUUGUGGGCGGGAACCCCAUUCACUCGGGGCAGCAAGUGCGGCGCGCCUCUCGCCUUCUGCGCUGCCUUGAUAUCGCCCAGCAGGACCGCCUUGGUGCGUGGCUGUAGUGGUGCCGCUGGCCUGUCGCCUGCUGCUGGGUGCUGGUGGUGGUGGAUCUUGGCUGGGUGCGGAUUGUCUGCCGAGCUCUGUUGCUGCUGCGUUGCUGGUGGGUUGGACGUCGCUGGGGCUGCAGGGUGAGGGGGUCGGUGGCCCCGAGUGCUGGCCGCCGGGGCCUCCCUCUCGCGAGGCGCGUUGAACACCUGACCUCUACCUGCAAGGAACAUCACACGCAAAAGGGACAGAAGACAAGUUAGUCACUUGUCCGGUCUGUCGUGGUCUCUCUCCCUCUCUCUCUCUCUCUCUCUCUCUAUCUCUCGAACGUACGGCGGUCGGGAUGGUUGCUAAUCACAGCAUCAGUCUGCUGUGGGAUGGGCGUGUGGUGCACGUCUGGGGCAGCAGGGACAGAUGGCUCUCUGGCGUCUGCGGUGCCCUCCUCCCUCUCGUCAGUCUGCUCAAACACAGCCACCUGACCGGCAUCUGCACGCAACACACAUAGAGCAUAAGAGCAGAUGUAUGCCACUGAUUGCACUGACCGACCCCUGGCUACCCUGAGGCAUACCCUGGUCAGCAUGGCGGCUAUUCACAGCACCGGCCUGCGAUGGAAUGGCGGCCGCUAAAGGUGCUGGCGACGUGUCGGGCGACGCUGGUGGAGCGGGGCAGUGCAUCUGGGGCGAUGCGGCGGUCGAUGGAACGGACGCCGCCGGUCCUGGGCUGCUGCCGGCCACCUUCGCCAUUGCGAUGUUCACCAGGUCGCCCGCCAAGCUGCGCAGCUCGUUGUCCACGUCAGCCAGGCUGCAGCGCUGGGUGGGCAACGGGCGAGUGGCUGCCUCACUCAGCCUCUCCAGCCGCUGGAGCGCCCCCUCGAGCCAUUCCAGCCCCCUCUCCCUCCUGAGCUCCCACAGGCCGGCCUUGGCGUCGAUGGGGUGGCCGUGCUCGUUCAUGAGCUUCCGCCGACAUUGCGGCCACCAGAAGGCGACUCUGGCCUGCUGCACCUCCUUGUGCUGCAGGACGGCCUUCUUGGCCGUCUCAAAGUCAGCCAGCUGCUGCUGGUAGGCGGUCCUAGCCUCCUCGGUGGCGCCGUGUGGCGGUUCGGUGGGCUGCUGCGGGAAGUCGGGCCAGUCCCCGGCAUCCUUGGCCAGCUUGGUGGUGUACAGCUGGCUCCGCAGCGUGUUGUGCAGCGUGCAGCCGUAGUUGAAGGCCAGCGUCCGGUCGGUCAGCCAGAGGCCCUGCUUGGCGCCCUUGCCCACCACGUGGUCCUCUGCUCGCAGCGCCGCACGCAGCUGCAGAUGCGUUCCAGAAACUCCACCCUCUUCUCCUCCGAAAUCCACUGCCCGCCCCAGUCGAGGAGCUGGGGCGGCGACCCCACUCUCAGCCCCUCCAUCAUGAGCAUCAGCUGCUCCGGCGCAGCGUGGAAGCGGGUGUAUGUGGGCAGCUGCUUCUCCUCCCUCUGGGCGGCCCUGGUCGUGGGAAUGAGGGCGGCGUGGGGGCAGGGAGGGGUCGGGAUGGUGCCGUCGGCAGAGUGCAUGCAGGCGCCUGGCGGCUUGACGAUGGCCGUGUUGCCGAGGUCGAUGAUGUAGGUGUCCGGCUCCUCCUGGAAGUCCAGGGCGUCCUUGUUGAUGAAGACGUUAUUCAGGCAGUGGUCGGGGCAUACCAGGCCGUCCUCCUCCAGAGCUGCCCGCACCGUGCUCGUCGCCCAGUGCAAGGCGCGCACGAGUGCGAUGCAGUCCUGCAGAAUGGAGUCGGGGUCGCCUCGCUUCUUGGCCGCUAUCCCCGCCAUGUGCAGCUCCCACGACCAGAUGACGGCAUCAAGGCUCACGUACUCCCAGGAGUCGCGGCGAAUGGUGGGGUCUGAUGACACGACAAGACACAGAAAGAAUGAAGCCAUUAGUGAGUGCAUGGAUGGAGUGCGUUUCCCUCCCUCCUGUUCUCACCUUUCAGAGGCUGCAUGGCUAUGUACAGGCACUCCUGUGGUGGGGCGCCCGAUCUCUCGCGAUAUGCCGCCGGAUGCUGGGGGUUGGUGGCGGCGUCAUACAGCCUGAGGAAUGGCUGCAUCGCUUUCCCCUCCCUCUCCCUUCUGGCCUGCACCGUGGCCAUCCUCUCCCUCUCGAUGUCGAGCUCGGCGCAGAGGGUCCUCCAGACGGCCUUGGUCUUGUCGGUGCGGAUGACCAUUUUGUAUGCGCGGAUGUGGCCGUCCACCUCUCCCGCCCUCACGACGCCGCGUGAGCCUUCGCCCAGGAGGUAGGGGAGCUGCACAUGUUUGCCCUCAAGCGUCGUGAGGAUGGGAUGGUCGGGCUGCUGCUGCAUCAUCGCGCCUCGAAGGUUCUCUCUUAUGCAAAAAUGACGAGGGGAGCCGGGGGACUGCCGCGCUCCGCUUCUCGCCGACGGGUCUUGCUGUGCUGCUGUUGCUGCUACUGUUGUUGCUG
This is a messenger RNA of Vitrella brassicaformis, 2752 nucleotides long. NCBI's taxonomy places the organism in Eukaryota, Vitrellaceae. The record is from the annotation of a GenBank genome assembly.